UAUAAAAAAAAAAAACAAAAAUGUUAAAAAUCAAUGUUUAAAAAAGAACCUAAACCUGUACAUAAAAAGAGAGUUACAUAUGGAUAAUUUAUUCCUUUGCCGAAUGCUAAAGAAACCGAACCAGAAUGCUCUGUUGAGUUACCUAGUACAUACUAUUAAAAAUUUACGCAGGUAGCUUCAUUUAUGCACAGGAAUAAAGUAAUGUCCAUAUUUAUGAUCAAAGUGGAUGGCGACGGUAUAUGGCAUAGAUCCUUUGUAUACAGCAAUAAAUAAUUCACACACAUUGUUUUUAUGACUCACAUCUGUGUCGAUCAUGUUACAAACAAAUGUUAUCAUGUAAAAUAUUCUUAUCCGUAGAAGUGAGUUAGAUAUAAGAUAUAUGUAGCUGUAAUGUAGUUUAGUCUUACUUCUAUAAAGCAGUUCAGUUUAAGACACGAAGAAGAGCGUUGUUUUUUAUUUUAUCAAUAAAUGGGUGUCUAAUUCUUUAAGCUCGUUUCAUUAAGAAUAUUGUAUUCGGAGAAUAAAAGCUUAUACUAUACACAAAGGCCCAGAUUGAGUAUAAAAAGAUUCAAGCUGAAGAAGCAUUACCUACAAAAUAAAGACUUCUAAACGAGAUCCAAUUGACGGACAGCAAAUCCUAGUGUACUUGGAGGACUGCUUUGUAUUUCUGCCAGGAGAACUUGAAUCAACCUUUGACGAAGAGGCUAUAAAGGUGAUUUACCUAACGUCAGCAACAAUAGCAACAACAACAAUAACAGCAAUAACUACAACAACAAUGGACAAUGAGCGUAUUGAGAUCAUUAGUGACGAUAUCACCAGAACAGAAAAAUUCAAUUUAACUGUCCGAAAAAUCAAUUUUAAGAUUAAACCUGUACCAGAAAACCAAGAACCAAUUUCCUGGAUAUCUGAGAGUAUGGAAGGCGUGUUUAGACAUGGUCUGAAAGGUGUCGAUCCCAAAGAUAAGGUUGGCAUAACCUUUGGUGGGAGUUUUUCACCCGAAAGAGGAAACGGGUCUUUAAGUUUUAGGACGUGUUCUGAUAUUACAUUUGAAGACGUUUGGGAAAUGAUGACUAAAAUAUCCCCGAGGUCAUCAGGUCUUACCACUGAUGAUGAUUUUGUUUUAACGAUAACAUCAGUUAAGAUACCUGCAGGCUUUGGAAGUUAUUGAUUUGAAAUGUUUAAUACAUUUGAAGAGGAAUGAGCUAAAAAAUUCUUAAUUAAAUUAUUCUUUCCAUCUCUAAUAAAUAUGUAUAUUUUUUGUGAAUGUAUUAUUUCAAGUAAUUCUUUAAAAUGAAAAUAGUAUGUUUCUCUGACAAGAUUUUAUAAAGAAUGUAAGAAAUAAUAAACCGUGCAACAUUAA
Molecule: messenger RNA, 1360 nt
Organism: Episyrphus balteatus (marmalade hoverfly)
Lineage: Eukaryota; Metazoa; Arthropoda; Insecta; Diptera; Syrphidae
Exons: 3
Coding region: 776-1168 (130 amino acids)
Source: RefSeq, a predicted model, not a curated record